Triplophysa rosa is the source of this 1138-nucleotide messenger RNA. RefSeq names its product major intrinsically disordered NOTCH2-binding receptor 1-like. The record is from RefSeq and is a predicted model, not a curated record. Lineage: Eukaryota; Metazoa; Chordata; Actinopteri; Cypriniformes; Nemacheilidae. The transcript has 3 exons. Bases 37 to 675 code for a protein of 212 amino acids.
GCAGGUUCAGAUAGAGUUACAGUGAGCUGUGUCUUCAUGAAUAAAUCAACUCUCACGCUGAGAUCACACUCACACCAGGCUCACAACACUUACAACAUGGACAUAACAGUCCUGCCGAACAACAAUCAUCCAGAGAAAUUCCUGCAGCUGGAUGUGGGAAUGCUGCCAGUUACACACGGGAUGUUUCAGAUCGGUGCUGCGCUCUCUCGACAGAGACAAUGGCACAACCGCAUGUAUUCACAGGUAGGAGAGAGAAGUCACGAUGAUAAGCCGUCAGCAGAUGGCGGUGGUGUGUUCAGAGACAGAGAUCUAGAAAAACACAUCACUCCACAAACUCUGAAACCCAACAUCAAACACAAUCCUCUAUAUGCCCACAUCAGCAUCAUCAACAACACAGAGGAGAACAACAAAUCCAAACCAUCCUGGACCAUUCAGGAAUAUGACAGACACAUUGCACACGGACAGCUGGGAGACUACAUGAAGGAAGACCCAAGAGAGCUAAACUUCUGGCUGGAAGAUCUCUACACCCCCGGCUACGAUUCACUGCUCAAGAAGAAAGAAGCUGAACUGAGAAGAAAGAAGAUUUGUAAAAUAUUAUCAUCCGUCAUUUUAUUGGUUUGUGUGAUUGUGAUCAUUAUUACUGUGCCAAUUGUGUUAACACAAUCUAAAGACUGACGGGAAUGAAAAAAAACUGAUGAAAUUUACAUAUGAGAACAUACUAUUUUCCUGUCUAAAAGCAUUUUUAUAUUCGCAGUGGGGGCGCCAGAAAUAAACCGUAAAGUAAUGUUUUUUUCCGUAUAAAAUUACAUGGUUUUCGUGUAAAUCUGUCGUCUUUUUCUGUAAUUGUAAGUUUUUUUAAACUGUAUUUCAAAAAUACAUAAAAAUAUGUUUCUGAAUGUUUCUCACACAUCUCUACACUGAAUGAGUGUUUGUCAGAUUUUCUCUUGGUCUGUGGGAUUUCUAUGAAAAGUUAUGUUGACUUCACGUUCAUGAGCAGCAGAUGUAUGAAUGCUUCAUCUGUCGGUGUGUACUGUAGGUUACUGUGCAUGAAUCCACUGAGAAAACCACUGAACUGCUGUUUCUGAACUUUCUUCUUCAACAUCACGCUGAGUGCUCUUAUUUAAUGUCAUGAAACUUU